This is a messenger RNA of Lactuca saligna, 1397 nucleotides long. Lineage: Eukaryota; Viridiplantae; Streptophyta; Magnoliopsida; Asterales; Asteraceae. The record is from the annotation of a GenBank genome assembly.
UUUUUAGGGAUUACCAUAAAUCCCCCUAAAUCCAACCAUUACACUUGUUCAUUCAUUCCCCAUAAAUCCCUUCAUCUUGAUUACAAUCUACAAACCCCCUAAAUCACCCAGUUAGAGUAUCUACCAUGGAUGCUCUACGCCGACCUAAUCUUGAUCUUAGUAAUUCUUCGCCCCUUUCAUCAAUUUACACCAAAACCCCUCAAACACCACCCCGUUCAACUUUUCCCUAUAAGUACCGAUUAUCUUCUUCUAGUUUCAAUGGUUACCAUAGCAAGUGUAAAGUACCAACACCACCUCAAGCUUUACCUAAGGCAAAUUUGAACGAAUCAGUUGAAUCUAAUAAGAAAUUGACUGAUUCAAUCGCUAAAGGUUUGAUCAGGCUCGCUGUUGCAGUCUCUGUUUGUUUAGAUUCGCCAGCUCUUGCCGAUUCCUUGACAAUAGCAUUCCUAGCUUCUCGUACUCAUGAGGUGAAUGCUGUGCAGCGAACUCUGGUAGAGACUUGGGGUUUGAUCAGAGAGACUUUUUUUGAUCCAAAUUUUAAUCAUCAAGACUGGGACUCGAAAUUCCAAAAAACAAUGGUGGAAAUGCUUCCACUUAGAACAAAUGAUGCCGCAUGCACCAAGAUUAAAGGAAUGCCUUCUACUCUUGGAUAUCGCUUCACUCACAUUAUCAGUCCAAAGGCUGGACUUGAUGUUGCUCAAAUAUGGCUGGAUGGAGAUGAGACUCUAGUGAACACAAUAGAUCAAGAUGGGAACAUGCUUCCUAUUAACAUGAUCAAUAUCCAUGCUCUUACUCGUGAUCUUCUAGUUGUUCUUCCACAUCAGAAGAAGUAUAAGCUGAGAACUGGCUGUGUUAAUGUAUCCCAUUCUCAUAAACCUGGUAACAGGGAGCACACAAAGGCUACAGCUCAAGAAACAUGUGACAGGGAAAAGAGGUGUAUAAGAGUGGAGAUUUAUCAAAAGCUAAAGGAGGGGAACUUCAGUGGUGAAGAUAUUGUUAGGGUUACCACCAUGAACAAGCAUGGGAAGCAUGAUUUGGAUACUCCAGUCGUAGUUAACCCAAGAAAUGAUCCUCCAUUUAUUGAUGUCCUUGAGUUCAUCAUGUUGGAGAAUGUGACAGAAGAUGACAUUCACUUUCCAGGUCAUACUCACUUUCCAGUUUACAACACUGCACUUUUCAUUUAUGAUCUUAUAAGAUUUGUUUGCAGGCCUAUGCUUGAGAUCACAUUUUCAACAAUAGACAUACCAAAGAUCGUAAGUCAGUUCACAUUGUAUCCAAUUAUGGAGAUGAUAUGUGGCCCAAUAGUAGUAGCUCAUAUUGCAGGAGUAUCCAUCAUAACGGGGACAUUCAUGCUGCAAAAUAAAGUUGUGGUAAUCUUCGCCUCCUCAGUUCUAUAG